AUGGGUUUCAGAGGCAGAGGAAGUCACAAAAAAUUUACUGCCAAAGGAAGGUCUCGUUACAUAGCUUCCGUUGAUGAGAUCAUAGCUAGGAAUAAGGAGCUUUCUGAGCCCGAAUCUGAGCACAAAUCGGACGAGGAACCCGAGUCGCCAAACGAACCUGACGAAUCUCAAGAAUCAGACGAGUCUGAGUCAGAAUCUGAAUCGGAGUACGAGCCUUUGAUUGAAGUAUACAACCCCAAUAAAACCAGGAAAAGCAUAGAGAAAACUGGGAUAGUGGAGUUAAGCAGACGUGAACGGGAGGAGCUGGAAAGACAAAAGUUCGAAAGGGAGAAAAUGAAACUUAUGGCGCAAGGGAAGUUGCCAAAAGCGAAGGCCGACUUGGAAAGGCUUGCUAAGAUAAGGAAGCAACGUGAGGAGGCCAUGGCUCGCAAACUGGAGAAACUGAAGCUAUAG
Theileria orientalis strain Shintoku is the source of this 453-nucleotide messenger RNA. RefSeq lists its product as hypothetical. The transcript has 5 exons. Gene Ontology annotation, molecular function: RNA binding. The record is from RefSeq and is a predicted model, not a curated record. Lineage: Eukaryota; Apicomplexa; Aconoidasida; Piroplasmida; Theileriidae. The coding region runs from base 1 to 453 and encodes 150 amino acids. Gene Ontology annotation, cellular component: cytosol.